Messenger RNA from Thermothielavioides terrestris NRRL 8126, 1214 nucleotides. RefSeq lists its product as uncharacterized. The record is from RefSeq and is a predicted model, not a curated record. The annotation marks the transcript as partial. The transcript has a single exon. NCBI's taxonomy places the organism in Eukaryota, Fungi, Ascomycota, Sordariomycetes, Sordariales, Chaetomiaceae.
GCAACCACCCGCAACCCCCCUACCUGUAGCUACCCUGUAGCGCGUGCUCUGCUUGUGCCUUGCUCGUACUCCGUCACUUCAACGUAUACCCCCUUCCUUCUGGGAGCCCCCGCUCCUGACAAGUUGAACGCUCUUAUCCCACCUCAGGGAGUUGAACCGGCGGAGACGAGCCAUGGCCCAGACCCGCGCCCGCGCUGCGCUCGAGCAGAGCCCUGCACCCUCGCAAUCUCAGGCACUUUCCACCGAUCCGACCUCUUCGUACACCCUCUCCGCACCGCCUGCGCCUGACGCCACCAUGGGCGAGAGCUCCCAGCACGCCCAGAUUGAUCUGAACGGCUCCCGUGCAGCGCCUAUCGACCCCCUGCUCUCCACCCAGGAGCGCGACCUUGCUGAGGAAGAGCGCCGUCUGAGCGCUGAGAUCGCUCUCGAGCGCCGCCGUCAAGCUAUCCUCCAACUGCGAGCUCAGCAUGCGCAGCUCCUGCGCCAGAAUGCCCAGCUUGCGCAUGUUGCCGAGGGCGCCACCUCUUCGAAUUCCGACCCUCUUGCCGCCCAGACCGCCAAUACCACCGUGCCGGCUGCAUCUGUUGCCGCGCCUGCGCCCGCACCCGCUCCUGCACCUGCUCCUGCGCCUGUUGCCGCGCCUGAGGCUGCGCCCGUGGCCGCUGCGCCUGCGCCCGCACCUGUGGCCGCACCUGUGGCCGCGUCUGUUGCCAUCGAUGCCCCUCCGCCCGCUGCCAAUCCUGAGUUCAGCGCUCCUAUUGCGCCCUCGCCGAUCCUUCCCAGCGCUGCGGGAGCUCCCCUCUGGCGUGCCGCUGGCUUGAACCACCCCACGUACAGCGGCAAGGAUGCUUCUUCGCUUCGGGCCUUCCUGUACGACUGCCGCACCAACUUCCAGCUCAUGGGCUACUCGCUCGAUGGUAGCGACUGCGUUGCGUACGCGGCAAGCUGCCUCCGAGGCCCGCCCAAGAACGCCUGGGUGAAGUAUGUCCAGGAGCAGGAGGCCGAUCCUAACUUUCGUCUCUCGGCCAUCACCUGGGGCGAGUUCGUUGCGUUCCUUCAAAACGAACUAUCUGAUCCCGAUUCGCGCGCCUUCAGUGCGGCCUCGGAGCUUGAGCGCCUCGCACAGCGCGAAGACGAGACCGUCCCGGAGUUCGUUGAACGGUUCACCAGCGUAAUCGCCGACAUGCCUUCGAAGUGGGAUGAACCCACCCGCA